This is a messenger RNA of Mytilus californianus (California mussel), 2526 nucleotides long. RefSeq lists its product as uncharacterized. NCBI's taxonomy places the organism in Eukaryota, Metazoa, Mollusca, Bivalvia, Mytilida, Mytilidae. The record is from RefSeq and is a predicted model, not a curated record. The transcript has 7 exons. Bases 198 to 1151 code for a protein of 317 amino acids.
CCUUUUGGAAGUGAAUAUAUCGGUGUUUUUGCGUGAGCUUUUAUAUAGACAAGAUAUAGAAGUGUGUAAAUUUCCAAAUUAGUCAUUGUCAAAAUUCACGAAGAAAAGUUUCUUACAUUGUAAAUAUACCUACAUUUAACAUCCUCAUUAGUAUGCUAAAUGGCUAGAUUAAACGGAAGGUGCAUUCACAUCAGCGUAUGUUCUGUGAUUGUUGUAAAGACCAUAUGAAUAGAAUGUUGGCUUACAUUACUAUGAUUGUAUUCGUUGUCGAUAAAGCAUCUACGUCUGCUUCGUGGAAUUUAACAACCUUACCUGUAAGCUUUGGAAAAGACAUACUUUUACGGUGCUCCAUUGAUGACAUAAAGGACGGCAAUGUAUCACUACAACGAGCAGAGCAACGACAAUGGACAGGAGGCCAAAACUACGACUUGCUAUGUAUGAAUGGCGAAUGCCCAAAUCCAAAGAAAUAUGAAAUGUUAACACGAAAUACCAGUAAAGAUUUUGACUUAUUAAUUCACAAUUUUAGUGAAUCAGAUUUGGACUACCCGUACACGUGUUCCUGUGGAUUUCAUGAUUUCACUAAGAACCUUUCUAUCGAACCAAAUCAUGUUAUGUCUUUACCAGCUAUUGCAACAGUAAAAGAUAAAAACCAUAUCAACAAUGACUACAUGGAAAUAGAAAUUAUGCUUGAUAAGGUGAACCCUGUUCCGAGCUGCUCGGCAUUGUUUAAGGGUCAGUUUAUCAAUAAAACAAAAGUAGCUGUUAUGAAAUGGUACACAUAUCAUACUGAUGUUAAGGUGAUUUAUGAUUUUCCAGUAGACGAUGUCGGUUGUGAAGGUAGACUGCAAAUUCUUUGCACACUUGUGUAUCGUAAUAUUACCAUAUUUGACGAAUACUUAGAUAUAUGUCAAGAAAAUGAAGCAAACAUGCUGACAAUGAUUUUUAUUGGUAUUGGAUGUGUUCCAUUUGUUAUAAUUUUGUCGAUUUGCAUAAAUUUGAUUAAAAGACGUGAUGCACAGCUAUGCGUACAAUGUUGGACCAAUGGAAUGACGAACCAUGUUGAAAGGACAACUAUCAAUCAAGCGCAAUUAAUAGCUUUUUCUGAAAUAAACCAGCAAGAAAAUGAAACAUCGCCAAUAUUGGAUGUCUAGUCAGUAUUUUAUUCUUAUCGUGAACAUUUUCGCGUACAUCCCCGAUGUCAAAAUACGUGUGCAAUCACGCCACAAUAAGAGUAUACACUUAAAUGACAUCCUUUACACAAUUUGACAUCAGAUCAACCGAUGUAACUCAUUUAUAAAAAAAUCUCAAGAUUAUUGUAUUUAUCAGAACAUAUUUUAGUAAGACAAACAUUGUUUAUCACCAAAUCAAUACAUUGUUAUUGCUAUGCACAUCUUCUGCUUGUACGUACAAACAAAUGUCAUUAUUGUCAAGACAAACCAUCCAUAUUUAUGAUAAAAAAAAAAAGCGCAUGCUAAUUUUGAUUAAAUUGUCCUUUUUUGUAUACAUAAGUGCAAACACAGAGUAUUAUUUUCCAAAUAAAAAGAAACAAUCAAUAUGACAGAGUUAAAGGGAACUUAAUUGAAUUUUGUUCACUCAUAAAAUGUUAGACAAAAUAUAUAUCAUUAAAGUUUUUGCUUUUAUUUUACUCAGUUUGAAACUUUCUUUUCGGACUGGAAAAAAAAUACGGACAAAUGUUUUAAAUGAACGACAGAGCAGAUACAUCAGACAAAAUAUCAUUAUCACUGCAUCUAAUUAGAUCUAAACUAAAACACAUAUUGGCUAAAACAUGAUCUUUCCUGGCUUUUUCAUCAUCAUCAUGUUUUUUUAAUACUGUUUAUUUAGCAACAAUACGGAUGAAUUUAAUACGAAGCCAACGAAUCAUAAAUACCACAAAUUAUGUGUUCAAUUCUACACAAACUUCAUCCUUUUAUUCAAUGGAAUUUCACAUCUAACGCCAGUUUUAAACCACAUUCAUCAUAGCAAUAAAUAGCCUAAGAAACAGAACUAGAUAAAGUAAACAAAAACAUUUGGUGUAAUAGAUCACAGAAUUUAUUUUCAAAAUAUUACUGAGAUUCAAAUAACCUCAUUUGUCAUAAAUCUUUGUACUAAUAUGCUAUACAAUUUUAGCAUACCAUCUCGUUAAAUGGCAUCAUCUGUAAUAAUUUUUUAUUCGACAAGUAUUAUUUUAAGGUGCAGCUAAAUGUGUUAUAAGUGUUGUAAAAAAGUGUACGUAUAUUUAUGAUGAUUUUGUUAUAAAUCCUAUAUGAAUGAUAUUUAUUGUGUAAGUGUUUUUGGAAGUGUGAUUGUCAAAAUGUAUGCAUUCAAUGGAACAAUUUAGAAAUUGCUCAGCAUAAUGAUAACAACAGUUGACAAUCGAUGAUUUACUAAGGCGUUAUUAACACACUCCUGCGCAUGCCAGUUUUCUCGGACAAAUAAUGUAAUUUUAAAUUUGUUAUCUGUUUUCUAUGAUUUUGUUAUUGUUCAUUGUUUUUGCAAAUAUGUUUUGAAUACAUUCUAUCAAAAUCA